Microplitis mediator is the source of this 2254-nucleotide messenger RNA. RefSeq names its product SET and MYND domain-containing protein 4-like. The transcript is spliced from 5 exons. The record is from RefSeq and is a predicted model, not a curated record. Bases 166 to 2070 code for a protein of 634 amino acids. Gene Ontology annotation, molecular function: protein binding. NCBI's taxonomy places the organism in Eukaryota, Metazoa, Arthropoda, Insecta, Hymenoptera, Braconidae.
AACUGACUUUCGUUGAACUGAAGAUGAAAUACAAGAAGAGUUCCCCGAAACAAAACACUAAACAACCGAACAGUCAGAUAAUUGUUAGCGUAAGUAUUGCGCAGUUGUGAGUUUUGAGAAUUUUUAAUUAACUAAAGCCGUUAUUUAUAAAGUUUUCCAAUAAAAAUGGAUAAUUUAAUGUCAACUUUAUUUAAAAAAUUAAAAAUUAUGAACCAGUAUGACGAGUUUGAAAAAAAAUAUUCGUCUUUAAAAUCCGACGAAGACAGAGUUAAAUUUACGAUAAAUAUUUUUGAAAAGAACGAUAUUAAAUUUGAAAUUAAGGGCAAAGAAAAAAAUAAAUCUGUAGCUGCUAAAUUGAAUUCUCAAUUGAAAAGUGGUCAAAAAAUGGAUCUUGACGAGAUUAUUAAAAUGUAUACGUUAACUAUAGCAGUAGCACCAGCUAAUUCAUGCGAAUUAUCAUCGGCAUACGCAAAUAGAUCCAUAGCAUUAUUCAAAGCAAGAUUAUACAGUGACUGUAUCAAUGAUAUUGAACGUGCUCUGGCAAUGGAUUAUCCAGAAAAAAGUAAAGCAAAACUAUACGCACGAAAAGCGCGGUGUCUUAUGAUUUUAAACCCAGAAAAUGCAGCGCAAAAGAUACAGGAUGCUCUGGAAGAAACUACGAAAUGGUUAGAGAAGAUGGAUUUGAACGAUAAUGGUAUAAAUUUCGUUAGAAAAACUGUAAAAAAUCCCGAAAAAUUAGUACCAGCUAAAAAAGAAUUUAAAAAAUUAGACGAUGAAAGGAAUCUGCCUGAAAUACCGAAUGAUAAUGAGGAAAUUCCUGGCGCUUCUUCAGCAAUCAAACUUGUGUAUUCUAAUAAAUUUGGAAGACAUAUUGUAGCUACUCGAGACAUAAAACCGGGAGAAAUUCUAGCUGUUCAACAAGCAUAUGUUUCAAAUUUAUUUCCCGAAAAGUUUUACACUCAUUGCAUUUACUGUUUGAAACAAACAUGGGCUGGAAUUCCCUGUGAUAAAUGUGCGUAUGCCAUAUACUGUUCAGAAACUUGUCGACAAGCGGCUUGGUCAAGUCACCAUGAAAUUGAAUGUCAAGUAGUGGGUCCUUUAAUUGCUAUGGGUAUGAAUAACCUUGGGUUAAUGAGUUUGAGACUACUUAUUUCUGCUGUAAAAGAAGCAGGAGAUUUGAAAUCAUUAAAAAAUCAUCUUAAAAAAAUUGAUUCAUUAACUGAUCCAAGAACUCGAGGAUUCACUGGAAAAAUUUUAGAUGAUAAAAAAUAUGCGAGUGUUUAUACAUUGGAAACAAAUACUACAAAGCGAUCAGUUGAUGAUCUUUUUGGAAGAUCUUUAAACGCUUCUUAUAUAACGUAUGUACUCGCUAAAAAAAGUAAAAUAUUUGGAGACGUACUGUCAGGUGACUUGAUAGAUUUGAAAGAGCAUCGAUGGUUUACUUUUAUUGGAGGAUUGAUCAUGAGACAUCAGCAAAUUAUUCCGAGCAAUACUCAUUUGAUAACCGAAGAAAAUAUGAGUAUUGUUCCUUAUGAACGUGCAGCCGUAAUUUUGCCGUCAAACAGUUAUUUUAAUCACAGCUGUAAUCCUUCGGUUGACUUAGUAGAAUUUGGAAAAAACAAAGCUACUGUUGCUACUCGUGCUAUUAAAAAAAAUGAACAAAUAUUUGAUAACUAUGGAAUGCAUUAUAUCUAUACACCAGACACUUGGUUGAGACAAAAAUAUUUAAAACAACGAUUUUUUUUCGAUUGUAAAUGUGAAGCUUGUACCAACGGCUGUUUGAACUUCUAUGGCCCUGAAUCUUACCUGGGACAAGGAUUAAGCUCACAAGCAGAAACUGAAAUUGCUGAUGCACUAAAAAAUUUUAAGAAGUACUUUAUAAGGUACAUGGCAAGUAAGCAAAAAAUAAUUGAAGACAGUGAAGCAGUUUUAGAAGACUUAACCAACAUGCUCACAGUUUUGGAAAAAUUCGUUGAUCUUUAUUGUUGUACUGAAGCAAAUGAUAUUAUCUCAGUAUGGGCAAGAGUAUAUGCUCUUCGUGGCAAUCGAUGGCAGUCAGUUAAUAACUGAACAAACAAUAAAUUAAAAAAAAAAACUUUAAGUCUAUUUAUGUUUUAAAUAUUAUAAAUAUUUAAGACAAUAUUUUUAUUCAUGGAAAAACAAUAUUAUGUCUCGUGUAUUAGUUUUUUUACAGUUUUCCUAUUCUUAUUCAAAGAUAUUGUUAAUUCUGCUUUGUACUUACAAAUAAACGUAU